Molecule: messenger RNA, 1812 nt
Organism: Exserohilum turcica Et28A
Lineage: Eukaryota; Fungi; Ascomycota; Dothideomycetes; Pleosporales; Pleosporaceae
Product: glycosyltransferase family 22 protein
Exons: 4
Coding region: 118-1671 (517 amino acids)
Biological process (GO): GPI anchor biosynthetic process
Cellular component (GO): endoplasmic reticulum membrane
Molecular function (GO): alpha-1,2-mannosyltransferase activity
Source: RefSeq, a predicted model, not a curated record
AAAACAUGCGUUGGCCUCACUUUUGCGCAGCCAAACUCUCCACCACUACCACCAUCGACAUGCCCUUGUGCGACGUGGCCCUUUCUGACAUCUGCGCCCACCCCAAUUGCUAGCACCAUGUGGCGGAGAGUCUACUUCCUGCUCAUUCUAGUCCGCGUCUACUUUGCCCUGUCGCCCAGCUACCUGCAUCCCGACGAGAACUUCCAGGGCCCAGAGGUUGUUGCUGGACGCGUCUUCUCCUACCCCGUCCACCAGACGUGGGAAUUCACCUCGGACCACCCCAUCCGCAGCACCUUCCCGCUAUGGCUUGCAUAUGGCUGGCCCAUGUACAUCUUGCGCUGGCUGUGGGAGGGCUCGGGAUAUGACGUCUCGCCCGCUGUCGUCUACUGGACACUGCGCGUCCUCAUGCUGUCGCUGAGCGUCGUCAUGGAGGACUGGGCCAUCCACGAGCUCGUCGCAUCCCCCCGCGCCCGACGCGUUGCCGUGGUGCUGGUCGCGUCGUCGUAUGUCACAUGGACGUUUCAGACACACACCUUUUCCAACAGCCUCGAGACGCUGCUGGUGCUCUGGAGCCUGGUCUUGAUCCAGAGAAUCACCGACGAUAAGAAGCGCUCUGGCAUCGCGGCCUCGUCCAUUUUGGGCUUCAUGCUCGUAGUCGGCAUCUUCAAUCGCAUUACAUUCCCUGCCUUUGUCCUUCUACCUGCGUUGACGCUGCUACCGCAUUUCCAGCGCAAACCGUUCUCUUUAAUCUUCCUAGCCGCCUUUGCUCUUUCAACAGUCUUCCUCGCCGUCUGCGUCGACACUGCUUUUUAUACCCCAGGCGAAUUCUCCGUUUCCAAAGUCUUUGACAAUCCUGUCAUCACACCCCUCAACAACUUUCUCUACAAUUCCCGCUCGGAGAACCUGGCCCAGCAUGGCAUACACCCACGGUACCAGCACUUCCUUGUCAACCUUCCUCAACUCCUUGGGCCCGCCACCCCGCUCUUGUUCUUCCUGCGCACUUCUCAUAUCACCAUGACGCUGAUUUCGGCUCUGUCUGGUAUCGCUCUACUCAGCAUCUUCCCACACCAAGAGGCCCGUUUCUUGCUGCCCGUUGUACCCUUGAUACUCUCCUCCGUCCGCCUACCGAGCCCGGCCUUCAAAAAGCCCUGGAUAGCGUUGUGGGUCAUCUUCAACAUAGCCCUGGGAAUGUUGAUGGGCGUCUACCACCAGGGCGGUAUUGUUCCGGUGCAGGUGAACAUUGCCAAGUCCAACGAAACCGUCACUCAUGCUUUCUGGUGGAAGACGUACAGUCCACCCACCUGGCUGCUCAAUGGAAAGAAUGAGGAACUCAAGACCGUGGAUUUGAUGGGUUGUCCCGGCGAGCAGAUGCUCGAGAAAGUCAAGGAAGCACUCCCGCCUUGUCGCACUCGAAAGCCUCCACAGAUUGAAGAUCGAGGCGCCACAUACCUCGUAGCCCCGCGAUCAGCCUACUUCCUGAAGCCAUACCAAAACGCGACCAAGCAAAAAGAUGUCUCCCUAGAAGAAGUGUGGAGUUAUCGAGAGCACCUAAACCUGGACGAUAUGGACUUUGCCGAUGAUGGUGUUUGGAACACUCUUAACCGUGUUGUUGGCGAUCGAGGACUGGUAGUGUGGAAGGCAACUCGCAACUGCUGGGCUAGCUCUGAGUAAGAUGCAGUUGCUUCUACUCAGAUGAUGGAUACCAUGAGACGAUAUGGAUACGAGUGUACAAGAGGAACGUACACGAGAAUUUCAAUAUGCCCGGGACGUUCUGUUGUACAUUCUGAAACCCCCCCCCUUUUUUUUCUUCAU